CCAUCAAUAGUGAGUAACCCAUUUUCUCUGCUGAUUGAUUUGGCCUGUGCUGUUGCUCUUUUACUAUUUUUUAUGCUAUUCCUGGCAGAAAGGUCUUGGCAUUAAACUUAAUGCCGAAUGACAGUUUAGUACUUCCUCUUCCAAGUCUUGCUGACCUUCAGUUUUGUGGCAAAUAAUUUCUAAUUUGUAUAUAAGAAAAUACUCCCAUCAUGUAGCUUUUAAAAAUGAGAUUGAGAGAAAUCACUAGUUUAGCACAAAAAUGUAGAAUAUUUUUAUUCUACUGCUUGAAGUCUCUAUACCAAGGUAAACUUUUGCUUAUGAGAAAAUGGAAGUGCAGUGUGCAAAUAUUUGCAAGUUGCUGAUCUACCUGAUGAAUCAUUAAGCAGUGGUUAGGACUUCAGCUUUCUCAGCAACACAACAAACUAGAAGUAACUUGCUUUCCUUUUUGGAAUAACCUUCAAUUAACUGAGUCCUCACUGAAUUAACCACACACACAAAAAAUUAGUUAGUAAAAGGGCAUUAUCCCAAAUGGAACAAAGUAGCUAACAGGUGUUAGUUGUUACAUGUAUCUUUUCUUGACUCUAGAUCACAUUUCAUACUUCCUAACAAUUCAUGAGGUUCUGUUCUUUUAGGCAGUGCUAUAGCUUUCCUGCUCACAUUCUGUAUUAGUUCUAAUUAUGGUAAGUUCAUUCUGUAGGAGGAAGUAAGAUUUUGAACUAUAUGGAAAUCUUAUGUUACCACUCUUCUUGUCAGAGCUUCCUAAGUCUUAAAAAGCAAAGCAUUCAAAGUUGGAGUGAGACUGUAGACUACACAACUAUUUUCUAAAUUACUUCAUAGUAAGUAAAAUUCUGAUGAUAACAUUGAACAUUUGACACUACUAAGAGUGUAGAAGAAAAAAAAUCUAUACUAUUAACAGUUUUGUUGAACCCCAGGUUGUAUUUUUUUUUACCUUGCACUGUAUAAUGGGAAGCACUAGAGACGCUUAAGCAUGAUUCUUAUUUGUUUAAAUCACUUGGUACUGGUUAGCCGAGGGGAGCAUUUUCAACUGCCCUCAGUCCUUCUCGGUGUCAUGAACUGAGGCAGUGUCUGCACUAAAGUAACACGGUGCAGCUGUCCUACUCAUCCUGGAGAGGGCUACUCGUCGUAUGGUGAUUUAAACACUUUGCAGGACUGCAGCACGAUCACUGACGAAAGAAAAUGCUUUCCUCACGUCCUCAAAUUCGAAUACAAGUCAUCUUGAGCAGCAGCGCACUCAGCAGUGACAUUUCUAGUGAGCUGUGCUCCAGAGCAGCCUGUGUGCUUAUGCUAUCGGCCUAAUCGGCCUAACAGGUGCUUCAGCAUCCGCCACGCGAGGUGGCUUCCCUCCCUCCCUCCCCUCCUGCCCAGCCCCGCGUUUGGCCGUGGCGGGGUCCGGCAGUCCGCCGGCAGGGCCGUGGCCUGCACACGCUCAGCCCGCCGCCCUGGGCAGGACCUCGCGGUGCUUCCAGACGCACAGAGCAUCCCAGCGAGCCGCGGGAUGAGCGGGGAAGGGCGAUGGCCGGAGCUGCCGCCCGCGGGCGGGCAGGUAGCGGUGCUACAGCGGUUGUCCAGGCAGCACUCUGCAAACCUAGGCAAGAACGUGUAGCAAUAAAGAGGAUCAACUUAGAAAAAUGCCAAACUAGUAUGGAUGAAUUACUUAAAGAAAUUCAAGCAAUGAGUCAGUGCAAUCACCCUAAUGUGGUGACCUAUUACACAUCUUUUGUGGUGAAGGAUGAACUGUGGCUGGUUAUGAAGCUAUUAAGUGGGGGUUCAAUGCUUGAUAUAAUAAAGUAUAUUGUCAACAGAGGAGAGCACAAAAAUGGUGUGCUUGAAGAACCCAUUAUAGCAACGAUUCUUAAAGAAGUUUUGGAGGGCUUAGAUUAUCUACACAGGAAUGGGCAAAUUCACAGAGAUUUGAAGGCUGGCAACAUUCUACUGGGUGAGGAUGGCUCUGUACAAAUAGCAGAUUUUGGUGUUAGUGCAUUUUUAGCAACUGGAGGCGAUGUUACUCGUAACAAAGUAAGGAAAACAUUUGUUGGUACUCCCUGUUGGAUGGCCCCUGAAGUAAUGGAGCAGGUGCGAGGUUAUGACUUCAAGGCCGAUAUGUGGAGUUUUGGGAUAACAGCCAUUGAGUUAGCGACUGGAGCAGCACCUUAUCACAAAUACCCUCCUAUGAAAGUGUUAAUGCUAACUCUUCAAAAUGACCCUCCCACUUUAGAGACAGGUGUAGAGGACAAGGAGAUGAUGAAAAAGUAUGGCAAAUCCUUUAGAAAACUAAUCUCAUUAUGCCUUCAAAAAGAUCCUUCCAAAAGGCCCACAGCAGCAGAACUUUUAAAAUGCAAAUUUUUCCAGAAAGCCAAGAAUAGAGAAUACCUGAUUGAAAAACUUCUCACUAGAACACCUAAUAUAGCACAAAGAGCAAAAAAGGUGAGACGAGUGCCAGGUUCCAGUGGUCACCUCCAUAAAACAGAAGAUGGGGACUGGGAAUGGAGUGAUGAUGAAAUGGAUGAGAAGAGUGAGGAAGGCAAAGCUGCUAUUUCUCAGGAAAAGUCACGAAGACUGAAAGAGGAGGGGAACGCAGAGUCUCAGCCUGCUGUUAGUGAGGAAUACAGUGAAGUUCCAUGUGCGGUGAAUCUUGUCUUAAGAUUAAGGAACUCCAGGAAAGAACUUAAUGACAUACGGUUUGAGUUUACUCCAGGCAGAGACACAGCAGAUGGCGUUUCUCAGGAGCUGUUCUCUGCAGGCCUGGUUGAUGGCCACGAUGUAGUUAUAGGAUACUGCGGAGUGGGCUUUGGCAACUCUGAAGUUAGUCUUCUGUUUGGGUUCAUAGAAGAAGGAGCAAGACAGUGUUCAGGACCAAUGGAAAUUCCAUCUAGUGGUGUUACUUCUGUGGUAAAAAAAAAAAAAAAAGAAAAGGUAAUCAGAAAUGUUUUCUGGUGGCUGAAAGAUGCUUCUCUAUUUUUCUAUUCCAGGCUUAGUAAUGUUUUAAUUAGUGAUUAAUUUGGAAGUGCUUAUUUCUCUGCUUCUUAGUCCUUACUUCUGGAUGCUCAAGACCAGCAGAUGUGUAGUCACCAAAAUCAGAGGGGGAUAGUAUAUGCUAGAUGAGGGAGAACUGAACUGAGGAAUACAACCAAGUCCAUUUUUGUGUUGUGGUCAAAAAAGUUCUUAUCAGUAAGUUAAGAUUUCCUUACCAAACUCCUCAGUGGUAUGGAGAGUGUUUUACAGCUCCAGAAGUUCAUUACUUGCCUGGAAGAUUAUCAAAAAUACAUUCUCACUGCUUUUGUAGUUAAACUCCUUCUGAAAGCCAGUAUUUUUGCUUUUUGAUGAUCAGAACACGGAUUAAUUGUAGCUGAUCUAAGACCUAAAAUUCUUAUCUGAUCUUUUACCUUUAUUUCUAAAGAAAAAGUAUUUUAGGGAGGCUUGCAGAUGAUACAAGCUGUAGGCACUCUCAAAGUCACUUCUACUGCAUGGUUAUUUUAAGGGUUCAGGAAGAGGAGUUGCUUGGCCUUGGUUUGUUGUCAUUUAAACAUCCAGUAUGAAAAAUGUCAUUACCAUACUGCUGAUAAUAUUUCUGGCAGAAUUUUCAUUUAGAAAAGACUUUUUUUUUUUCUGGAUAACAAAAGAAUUGUUAUUUGACUGCCUGGGCAGUCAGGUGGCACUCUGAAUCACAGCUGGUGAUGCUGAAGUGCAAGUCCUGCUGGGACCCAGGAGAAAUCUUUUCCCUUCUUCAUUUUCCCUUUGCUGCAAAAUUCUCUUUCUAUGCAAAGUGCCAGUACUUCUGUGAAAAUGGCAGCAUGAAUGGGAUUUGUUAUCAUCUUGCAAAGGGCAUGAUGGGGGAAAGGCAAAUGAAAAUAGAUGUCCCUCGUGAUAAAUUCCCAUCCCACAGUGAUAGCAUUUUGGUCCUUGAAGAAGCACAAAUAUUUAAAUAAGAUUUUCCCUACCAGACUUAGUUAGAGACACUGUCUAGUUAGUGAUAAAAGUUUACUUCCUUGCUUAAUCCUUGUUUUGAAUUGCAUCAGACUUUGAUUUUUAGGAUUAUGAUGGUUCCUUCUGUACUUUCAUG
This is a messenger RNA of Motacilla alba alba, 4081 nucleotides long. RefSeq names its product serine/threonine kinase 39 (gene STK39). NCBI's taxonomy places the organism in Eukaryota, Metazoa, Chordata, Aves, Passeriformes, Motacillidae. The record is from RefSeq and is a predicted model, not a curated record. The coding region runs from base 1534 to 3018 and encodes 494 amino acids. Gene Ontology annotation, molecular function: protein serine/threonine kinase activity; ATP binding. The transcript has 16 exons. Gene Ontology annotation, biological process: protein phosphorylation.